UUAAAAAUCAAAAUGUAACUUUCCCUGAAUGAACUAAGUUUGACGCAUAGGCUUCAAGGCGCAUAAUAAAACUAGUUUAUACAGUCGUGAAUAAUUUGGUUUCUAUAAUCCUUCAACCUGGGGGCGCAUUAUACAGACUGUUUUCGUAUGUUCUUGGUUUGGAUGGGGGUCUGUCCUAGUGGAAAGGCUAUUCCCCCUUGCAUCCCUAGGCGGCAUUCUUGCUCAACCCCCACUUAACAGACUUCAGUCCUCACACUUCUGAGAUUGCUACGGACGUCCAAACAGUUCGCACCGAGACGAAGUCAUGAUAUCCCACUUUGCGCAGAGCACACAGUUGUGUUUUUCAAGUAGUCAAACUAUUUGUUUUUGUUUGUUUACUCAAUGAAGAGCUGUGGAAUUUGGUCUGAUGAAGUUUGAAGAUCCCCUACGUUGCCGCCGUUUCUGUGUCGCUCAUGGAGACUCAGCUGGAACUAUUUGUCACAGAAUGUAACGAAGUCCCUCGCUGGUCUGGUUCGAAGGAAGAAGGAAUUAUACCCCGAGACGCGUAUUUUGAGUGUUAGACGAUGAAAAAUGCGGAGCCUUCUUUGCACACUACUGUUUAUCUGUCUCACUGUGGGAGUACAAGGCCUGCGGUUCACCAAGAACCCCGCCAAUGUGACCGUGACCCAGGGCAAGACGGUCCGUCUGGGCUGCGCCAUCGAGGGUCUGAUGAGCGAGCCGGACAUCAUCUGGAUGAAGGAUGGAGAGAAGCUGUACAGCACGGACCAGAUGUAUAUCACUCUGGAGGCUCAGCACUGGGAGACCUUCUACAGUGUGAGGAACGUGCAGCAGCAGGAUGCGGGGAAGUACUGGUGUGAAGUGGAGCUGCAUGGGACCACCAUGUCCUCCGAACCCGCCUGGAUCACAGUAGAAGGUGUGCCCCACUUUGUACUGGAGCCCCAGGACGUUGCCACCCUGCCCGGGCUGCCCUUCAACCUCACCUGUGCUGCCGUGGGGCCCCCCGAGCCCGUGGAGGUGCUGUGGUGGCUGGGGGGUACGCAGGUGGGGGACUACACCCCCUCCCCAUCAGUGCUGCACGUGCCUGGUGUCAAUGAGAGCAUCAAGGUUUAUUGCGAGGCCAGGAACGACCGAGGGCUGUCUGUAUCUCGAACUGGCACCGUACACAUAAAAGUGGUGCCUGGAGCCCCCAAAGAUGUCCAGGUGGUCCAGGUAACAGAGAACAACACCACCUUAAGCUGGUCACCUGGAUUCACCGGCCACUCUGACCUGCAGAACUGCACCAUACAGAUGUCCAAGGUGCCCAAGACCCCUGGACGGAAGAUGCCCCUUCCUGAGCGCCUGGUGAUGGUUCCGCCAUUCCAGGUGGAAGUGGGUGGCUUGCACUGCUACUCCAACUACAGUGUGCGAAUCCGCUGUGCCACCGAUGUGGGCAACUCCCCCUUCUCCCCCUGGGUGAACUUUCAGACCGCCGAAUCAGUGCCCUUGGCUGCUCCAAGGAAUCUGACCUUUGACCUGUCUGAGCAGCAGCUGACCUUGAUCUGGGCCGCCCUGGAGGAGGAGGAGCUGGGGGGCAAGCUGCUGGCCUACAAGAUGCAGUGGACCCUGGGAGGAGAGAGACAGGAUGCAAUGCUGUUUGUGGAGAAUAAGGCCCAGCUGUCUGGGGGUGGCCGCUUCUUCAAUGCUACGUUCCAGGUGGCUGCGUGCACCGUGGUGGGCUGUGGGCCCUGGAGCCUGCCUGUGCUGGUGAUGCCUGCCUCAGCGGUGGAAGGACAGGCCCAGCGAGGGCACAUGUGGGUGGGCCUGCUGCUGGGGCUCCUGGUGGCCAUCAUGGUGGGACUCCUGCUGACCGUCCUUGUGCACCGCAGGGGCAAGGAGACACAGUUUGGGUCUGUCUUCAAGCCACCAGGGAACGAGUCGGCAGUCUCUUUCACAGCGGCCAGGUCUUUCAACAGGCAAUGCCCAGAGCUGCCUGAGUCCACCUUGGACAGCUUGGGAAUCAAUGAUGACCUGAAGACCAAGCUGCGAGAUGUCUUGAUUCCUGAAAGGCUGCUUACAUUGGGUCACAUGCUUGGAAAAGGAGAGUUCGGGUCAGUGAGGGAGGCAUAUUUAAAGAUGGAGGACAGCAGUGUUCAAAAGGUGGCUGUCAAAGUUCUCAAAACUGACAUCAGUACAUCAAGUGACAUUGAACAGUGCCUGAAGGAAGCAGCCUAUAUGAAGGACUUUCAUCACCCCAAUGUGAUCCAGCUCAUUGGAGUGAGUCUGCAUCGUCGCCUCCAACAGCGCCUGCCUGUUCCCAUGGUGAUCCUUCCCUUCAUGAAGCACGGGGACCUGCACACGUUUCUCCUCAUGUCGCGCCUUGGGGAUGACCCUUUCACAUUGUCUCUGCAAACGCUGAUCCAGUUCAUGCUGGAUGUUGCUCGGGGGAUGGAGUAUCUAAGCAGCAAAAACAUCAUCCACAGGGACCUGGCUGCUCGCAACUGCAUGCUAAAUGAAAACAUGACGGUGUGCGUGGCGGACUUUGGCCUGUCUAAGAAGAUCUACAGUGGAGACUACUACAGGCAGGGCUCCGUGUCCAAGCUACCAGUCAAGUGGAUUGCACUGGAGAGUCUGGCCGAUAAUGUCUAUACAACUCAGAGCGACGUGUGGGCCUUUGGCGUGACCAUGUGGGAGAUCAUGGCACGUGGGCAGACCCCGUAUCCCGGGGUGGAGAACUCAGAGAUCUACGAGUACCUCAUCAAGGGAGAGAGGCUGAAGAAGCCUCCGGACUGUCGCGAUGACAUCUACGAGAUCAUGCAUAGCUGCUGGAGCCCUGUGCCCAAGUGUCGGCCCAGCUUCCAACAGCUGAUCGAGCAGCUGGAGAACCUCUGGGUGGGCCUCUCCCCAGCACCACCAGCGCACAAGGAGCUGCAGCUCUACGUCAACCUGGACGGCGAUGACCUGGACGGGGGCGCCACCGGGGUGGGAGCCACUGGGGGCGCUGUUGCCUGCUCCUCCUCCUCUGGUGAUGGUGGUCCGGAGGCUGGGACCUCUCCAUGGGCGUCACGUUGGCAGUGCGUCGGCAUGGAGGGGGAGGAGAAAGACUGGCUGAUGGUGUCGUCGGGAGCGGCGCUGGCCAUUGGCGGAGAUUACCGCUACAUUAUCGGGCCUGGGUGUGGGGCGGACGAGGAGGCCAGACCACUGGAUGGACUCUCGGAGGACGCCAGGGAGGAAGAUGAAGAUGUGGUCAUUAACGUUUGAUGGAUUUUUUAAAUGGUUUUUUUUUUUUGAUUACUUUUAUUUCACUGCUCAUCGUUGAACAGGAAAUGCACACGCCAGAAAAGACUGGAGCAAUGAUGUUGGUGCAACACAUAGCUGUGAUUACAAAGGACUCUCUCAGUAACUGACUUAAAUGAAACUGAGAAAAGCAAUUGAGGAUUUCAAGGAUUUUUUUUUUUUUUUUUUUAAACAUUUUAUCUUCAUUACUUGAGUGGUUCAGUUGAAGCCUCACCAAGAAACUCUCCUAAACUACAAUCACCCUGCUGUUAAUACCAUGAAAUAACAACCUUACACAACUCUCAAGUAGCAUUUUUCAAAUUACUCAGUGUUUGUAAUGAAGGUGCGAUCUAAUUUUUGUACGGCCAGUAGACUGCCUCAUCACUUAAAAAAAAAAAAGCAGGUUUCAAAACAGCAGAUUGCUAAUGAUAUAGUAGCAGCACUUUUCCACCAUACGGAACAAUUUAGAAGUAGUUCAUCAAACUAUUGAAGGUUUUGAGCGUAUGGUAAAUAUGAAAUGAACUACCCCUUUUUGUAGGUACUGUAGAUUUUUAGCUAUGGAGAGGAAAGUAUGCAUGUGAAGGUGUGUAAUGAUCUCUUACCUAGUUAAUGAUGUUAUUCCCGUUAUUUAAUGUAUGGACUGAAACGCUGUUUCAAGUGUAUUAACACCUUUUGGAGAGACGAUAGAACAUGUGACUUCUGCUCCUAGCCUAGAUGAAAGAGCUGCAUUUAUUUUGAACGUAUAGCAUUCCGUUUAUGGGAUAUCAAGGGAAUUGUGCAGUAACACUUAAAAUUUACAGGUCACUAAAAGUUGCAAGUUUUUUUUGGCUAUUUCUAUGUAAUUUCAUGGCAAUGAUCCUUUUAACCACAUAUUACAAGUGAUUAACAUGCAGUUCCCACACAAUUACUUAAGGGUUUCAUGGAUUUGACACAUGCAUGCAUGCAUGUGCGCACGCACACACCCACAGUUGUGUUACAAUUACAAAUGACAUUCAGUGAAAAUAUGCUAUGUAUGAGUCAAAUUAAUGUAAUAGUCUGGAGACUGCACGGUAAUUACUUGUAAUACAAAUGAUUACUAUAAAAUGACUUGUAAUGUAAAGUGCAACUGACUGUGCUUUAUUCGAAGUGUCUUUUUUUAUUGUGCCAAAUCAAGUCUUGGUGUUGCAAAUGUAAAACACAACUGAGACACCAAGCCUCCAUGAAUUCACAGGAAAAAAACGUUCACUUAACGCAGCAAUUGGAAAAAUGUGAUUGUUUUGAAAAAUGCCAUCUAAAAAAACUUCAAUUUUUAGAUCAUUCUCCUUUAUAACCGGGGUGCUGUUUUUUAAGCUGAGGUUUAAAUGCAAGCAGGCACAAUUCAUGUGAAAAUUAAGAGAAGACUAUGCCUAUUUUCCUGGCUGUACAUCAAAUUGUUUUCCAGAUCUGUAUUGAUACGUUUGUGUGAAACUGCACCUCUGAACACGUUAGAGCUGCACUUUUUUUUUACAGUGUUGUACUGAUUCUGAUUGUUUUAUUUUCAGUUUAUAGAUUUCAUUUUGAUGGUGGCCUUCUGUUAGUUUGUCCUGUAUCAGAGAGAAGAAGCUCAUAGAACAGAAAAAUUAAUUUGCCUGGUUUGACCUUCGAUUUCUCCUUCAACAAGUGAGAUUAAGCAACAUUCUGUAUUUUCUUGUUGUUGCUAAAAUUUUUGUUGUCUUUUUCGUCUUUAUUUGAUAGGACAGUGUGAGAAGUGGACAGGAAAUGAAUUGGGAGAGGGACGGGGAGGGGACGGCAAAGGACAUGGGCCGGGAAUCGAACCCGGGUCAGCCGCAUGGCAGGCGAGUGCCUUACCAGUUGGCCACGGCAGGGCCAUCCUGUAUUUUUAACUGCUCAGUUUAGUUUUUAUUACACCUUUCAAAAGUAAACCCUGGACUAUAGUCGUUAUUACAUUUCAGCGUGUUUGCAGAGAUCGCCAGCAGACAUGGGGUUAAUAUGAGCAACUAAUUGUGAGCCUGUGUGGAGGCAUGUUGUUGAAGCCUUACUAGGUAGCUGUAAAGGUGAUUAUAGACAGGGCAACCUUUUGAGCAAUGUUUCUGAGCAAUCAUGACACUAUAAAAUGUUUGGACUGGAUUCAUCCAAAAUGUUUAAUUAUGUUUUUGCCUGGUAACAUUGCUCAAAAAGUCGCCCUGUGCUUCAUUACCUCAAGAGACACAAUGAAGAGAGAGGGAUGUCUACAGGUUAUUUAACUCUGACAACCCUUGAUGGCGAACUCAUGUCUAUGCUAUUUUAAAAACUGUGAAUGUGUAUAUAAUUCCCAUGUUAUGGCACAACUGUUAAAAAAAAUCACCAAGGGGGUGUAACUAA
Molecule: messenger RNA, 5592 nt
Organism: Engraulis encrasicolus (European anchovy)
Lineage: Eukaryota; Metazoa; Chordata; Actinopteri; Clupeiformes; Engraulidae
Gene: tyro3
Product: TYRO3 protein tyrosine kinase
Exons: 19
Coding region: 571-3237 (888 amino acids)
Biological process (GO): positive regulation of kinase activity; protein phosphorylation; cell migration
Cellular component (GO): plasma membrane; signaling receptor complex
Molecular function (GO): ATP binding; protein binding; transmembrane receptor protein tyrosine kinase activity
Source: RefSeq, a predicted model, not a curated record